Messenger RNA from Trichosporon asahii var. asahii CBS 2479, 3468 nucleotides. RefSeq names its product ATP-citrate synthase subunit 1 (ATP-citrate (pro-S-)-lyase 1). Gene Ontology annotation, molecular function: ATP citrate synthase activity. The record is from RefSeq and is a predicted model, not a curated record. Gene Ontology annotation, biological process: acetyl-CoA biosynthetic process; tricarboxylic acid cycle; fatty acid biosynthetic process. Bases 1 to 3468 code for a protein of 1155 amino acids. NCBI's taxonomy places the organism in Eukaryota, Fungi, Basidiomycota, Tremellomycetes, Trichosporonales, Trichosporonaceae. Gene Ontology annotation, cellular component: cytosol. The transcript is spliced from 2 exons.
AUGUCUACCAAGGCCAUCCGCGAGUUCGACGCCAAGCAGCUGGUCAGCUACUGGCUCGAGCGCUCCCCCACCCCCAUCCCCACCAUCACCAAGUCGACUGCGGUUCCCGUCCGUGUCGCCCAGGUCGAGUACGACGAUGAGACUGGUUCGGUCCAGCCCCCCAUCAAGCCCGGCGGCGGUCUUCCCGACUGGGUCUUCACCGAGAAGCUCGUCGGCAAGCCCGACCAGCUGAUCAAGCGCCGUGGAAAGGCCGGCCUCCUUUCGCUCAACAAGGGCGCCGACGAGACCGCCGCCUGGAUCGAGGAGCGCGCCGGCAAGCCCGUCAAGGUUGAGUCCACCACCGGCACUCUCAAGACCUUCAUCAUGGAGCCCUUCCUCCCCCACCCCUCCAACACCGAGUACUACGUCUGUAUCAACUCGGUUCGUGACGGUGACUGGAUCUACUUCACCCACGAGGGUGGUGUUGACGUCGGAGACGUCGACGCCAAGGCGCUCAAGCUCUUCCUCCCCGUCCUCGGCCAGUUCCCCAGCCGCGAGGUCCUCAUUGAGACUCUCCUCCCCAACGUUCCCGAGAACAAGAAGGACGUCCUCGCCGACUUCAUCAUCCGCCUGUACGCCGUCUACGUCGACCUCCACUUUGCGUAUCUUGAGAUCAACCCCCUCAUCUGUCUCGACCCCGUCGACGGCAAGCCCGCCGAGAUCCACUACCUCGACAUGGCCGCCAAGCUCGACCAGACCGCCGAUUUCAUCUGCGGUCCCAAGUGGGCCAUUGCUCGUGACACCUCGUCCGGCAAGACUGCCGCCGGUGGUCCCGUCAAGGCCGACCGUGGUCCCCCCAUGGUCUGGCCCGCUCCCUUCGGUCGUGACCUGACCCCCGAGGAGGCCUACAUCCAGAAGCUCGACGCUUCCACUGGUGCCUCGCUCAAGCUCACCGUCCUCAACCAGAACGGCUCCGUUUGGACCAUGGUCGCUGGUGGUGGUGCUUCCGUCGUCUACUCGGACGCCAUUGCUGCCGCCGGCUUUGCCCACGAGCUUGCCAACUACGGCGAGUACUCUGGUGCCCCCACCGAGGGCCAGACCUACGAGUACGCCAAGACCAUUCUCGACCUCAUGACCCGCGGCGAGCCCCUCCCCAACGGCAAGGUCCUCAUCAUUGGUGGUGGUGCCGCCAACUUCUCCGACGUCGCUGCUACCUUCAAGGGUAUCAUCCGCGCCCUCAAGCAGCACAAGGAGGGCCUUAUCCGCCACAACGUCCGCAUCUGGGUCCGUCGUGCUGGCCCCAACUACCAGGAGGGUCUCAAGGCCAUGCGCCUCUGCGGCGAGUCGCUCGGUGUCCCCAUCAAGGUCUACGGCCCCGAGGCUGCCAUCACCGCCAUUGUCCCCAUGGCUCUUGGCCUGAACAAGCCCGAGGGCGACCUCGCUCGCACCGCCUCCCAGCAGUCGAUCGCUGCCGCUGUCGAGGCUGUUACCGCUAACGGCAAGAAGAACGCUGUCACCGAGAAGGGCCCCGACCGCGUCCCCGUCGGCACCAUCAAGCCCGACGGUGGCCGCGAGCAGCCCGGCGACCAGAUCGUCCACUUUGACACUGUCGAGCGCACCUCGUCGCGCCCCUGGUACCGUCCCUUUGACGAGAACACCCGUUCGCUCGUCUUUGGUCUCCAGCCCCGUGCCAUCCAGGGCAUGCUCGACUUUGACUUCUCGUGUGGCCGCAAGACCCCCUCUGUCGCUGCCAUGAUCUACCCCUUCGGUGGUCACCACAUCCAGAAGUUCUACUGGGGCACCAAGGAGACCCUCCUCCCCGUCUACACCACCGUCGCCGAGGCUGUCAAGAAGCACCCCGACGUCGACGUCGUCGUCAACUUUGCCUCGUCGCGCUCGGUCUACCAGUCGACCCAGGAGAUUCUCGAGAUCCCCCAGAUUAAGGCCAUCGGCAUCAUCGCUGAGGGUGUCCCCGAGCGCCACGCCCGUGAGAUCCUCCACAUGGCCCAGAACAAGGGUGUCAUCAUCAUCGGUCCCGCCACCGUUGGUGGUAUCAAGCCCGGCUGCUUCCGUAUCGGAAACACUGGUGGUAUGAUGGACAACCUCCUGUCCUGCAAGCUCUACCGCCCCGGCUCGGUCGGCUACGUCUCCAAGUCUGGUGGUAUGUCGAACGAGCUCAACAACAUUCUCUCGCAGACCACCAACGGUGUCUACGAGGGUAUCGCCAUCGGUGGUGACCGCUACCCCGGUACCUCGUUCAUCGACCACAUCCUCCGCUACGAGGCCGACCCCGACUGCAAGCUCAUCCUUCUGCUCGGAGAGGUCGGUGGAACCGAGGAGUACCGCGUCAUCGAGGCCGUCAAGGAGGGCAAGAUCACCAAGCCCAUCGUUGCCUGGGCCAUUGGCACCUGCGCCAAGAUGUUCACCUCCGAGGUCCAGUUCGGCCACGCCGGUUCCAUGGCCAACUCGGACGCCGAGACUGCCGACGCCAAGAACCGCGCCAUGCGCGCCGCCGGCUUCAUCGUUCCCGACACCUUUGAGGACCUCCCCGAGGUGCUCAAGACAGUCUAUGACAAGCUCGUUGAGAACGGCACCAUCAAGCCCAAGGCCGAGGUCGAGCCCCCCAACAUCCCCAUGGACUACCAAUGGGCGUCCAAGCUCGGCCUCAUCCGUAAGCCCGCCGCGUUCAUCUCGACCAUCUCGGACGAGCGUGGUCAGGAGCUCAUGUACGCCGGUAUGCGCAUCUCGGACGUCUUCAAGGAGGAGAUUGGUAUCGGAGGUGUCAUCUCGCUCCUCUGGUUCAAGCGCCGCCUGCCCGCCUACGCGUGCAAGUUCAUUGAGAUGGUUCUCCAGCUCACUGCCGACCACGGACCUGCCGUCUCUGGUGCCAUGAACACCAUCAUCACCGCCCGUGCCGGCAAGGACCUCAUCUCGUCGCUCGUCGCCGGUCUCCUCACCAUUGGUGAGCGCUUCGGAGGUGCCCUCGACGGUGCCGCGCAGGAGUUCUCGCGUGGUGUCUCGUCGGGUCUCACUCCCCGCGAGUUUGUCGACCAGAUGCGCAAGGCCAACAAGCUCAUCCCCGGUAUCGGCCACAAGAUCAAGUCCAAGACCAACCCCGACCUCCGUGUCGUUCUCGUUGUCGACUACGUCCGCAAGCACUUCCCGUCGCACCGCACCCUCGACUUUGCCCUCGGCGUCGAGGACGUCACGACCCAGAAGUCGAACACACUCAUCCUCAACGUCGACGGUGCCAUUGCCGCCUCGUUCUGCGACCUGCUCUACUCGUCUGGCGCGUUCACCGACGAGGAGGCCGGCGAGUACCUCCGCAACGGUGUCCUCAACGGUCUCUUCGUCCUCGGCCGCAGCAUGGGCUUCAUCGGUCACUACCUUGACCAGAAGCAGCUCAAGCAGCCCCUGUACCGUGCUCCCGCCGACGACAUUUUCAUUUCGCUGCAGGAGCCCACUCGCACUGUGAUCCAGCCCGAGUAA